Molecule: messenger RNA, 816 nt
Organism: Vitis riparia (riverbank grape)
Lineage: Eukaryota; Viridiplantae; Streptophyta; Magnoliopsida; Vitales; Vitaceae
Product: 50S ribosomal protein L24
Exons: 6
Coding region: 145-624 (159 amino acids)
Biological process (GO): translation
Cellular component (GO): mitochondrion; ribosome
Molecular function (GO): RNA binding; structural constituent of ribosome
Source: RefSeq, a predicted model, not a curated record
CUUUAGGGUUUGCCGGCAGUGAAAGAAGCCCCGAUCUCCAUCUGCACAUCAGCAUUCAAUCAUUCCUUUCCCAAACGCCGCGUUUAGAUCGAUCGCUGAGCUCAAGGGAGACUUGCAAAUACCCACAAGGAGAGGCCUGUUGAAAUGGGUUGGAAAGCAGCUCAGAAACUCAUACAGAAUUGGAAGAUUGUGAGAGGAGAUAAUGUGAUGAUAAUCAGGGGCAAAGAUAAAGGUGAAACUGGUGUUAUCAAGCGUGUUAUACGCUCUCAAAAUCGUGUUAUUGUUGAGGGCAAAAAUCUGGUAAAGAAGCAUAUCAAGCAAGGCCAAGGUCAUGAAGGUGGGAUUUUUUCUGUUGAAGCCCCACUACAUGCCUCAAAUGUUCAAGUUCUUGACCCUGCCACACAGAAACCUGUUAAGAUUGGAAUAAGAUAUUUAGAAGAUGGCACAAAAGUUAGAGUUUCUAGAGGUGAAGGAGCAUCAGGAUCCAUAAUCCCUCGUCCUGAGAUCUUAAAGAUAAGGACCACUCCAAGACCUACAGUCGCUGGUCCCAAGGAUACCCCCAUGGAUCUUGUGUUGGAGAAGACAUACGAUGCUAAAACUGGCAAGGGGAUGCCUGCUCUUUAAGCUAACCAUUUUGUAGUCCAAUGUCCCGAGACUGGUCUGAAAAUUUUCUAUGAUCAGCAUUUGUCAUCCUUUACGUGCAAGUUGCUGAUCAAGAGGGAAUGAAACUUAAUAAAUUUGUUGAUGUUUUGAAUCCAAAGUAGAAGGAUUUGGAUUUAGGGUUAUGAAAAAUGCAGGUUUUAUUAUUCCAAACAA